AUGUACUCGUUACCUCCAAUUCCCUACAGUCAUGGAAACCCUUCUUACAGAGGAUGCCCUUCACCAGGCCACACCUUUUCGGCGUGGGAACUCAGCGAAUACGGACCGUACCACCACCUCAGCGACGCCCGCCACCCCUCUCUUUUCAACCCGUUUUAUGGCACAAAACGCUACAAGCCUGGAGAUGUGUGGGAGGUUACAGAAGAUGAUCCUCGGUUUCAUCCAUACCCUGGCUGGCCCAACCCGUGGGAGGCUCACUACGGCAGUUUGAAUGGCAAUUUAAACGGCAGCGGAAGCUUCAAUGGCAGCUUUGGCGGCAACGGCGGAUUUGUAGCGAUCUCUCCAAACCUACCACCUCCUGGUUCUGGGCUCAGGUCUGGAUGGAACGGCGAGUUCGGGGUGGACAUCCAUGGAAACCGGGGAUUCAAGGAAACAGGCUCCAACGGGAAAGAAUGGCUCAAUCUCGGUGUACCCAGCGAGGACCAUGACUUGUUCAACGAGGAGCCGGAGCCAGUCGUAGAGCGCUACACCAAUGGGGUCAGAGACGAACCUACAAGAACCCACAAAAGACGAACCCGACGCCGAAAACGGCCUUCUCCGCCGCCUCCACUAAUUGAACCUCCUCCAAAUCAACAAAUACCACCACCUCCGCCUCCACCUCCUCCUCCACUUCUGAAAACCAGAUCAGCUGACGCUGUGUUAGAAACGGCCGCCACGUUCUCCCCCACGGCAGCGGACCUCAACCUCCACGACAGGCACUUCUUUCCCAAAACCUACACAGACCACCGUUCGCAGGCAGUUCUUGCCGGAAAACCACCCAAUUGGAUUGACGCCGUGAUUGCAGAAAGCAACCAUUGUCUGGAGCCGUGUGGGAGCCACAUGAGCGGAGAUUCGCCUACGUACGGGGAAUUGGCUACAAUGGUGGAGCGGCUUCUGGAGAGUGGCUCAGAAAUUAGAGAGAUCAGUCCUGCCGAAUGGUGA
Candidozyma pseudohaemuli is the source of this 981-nucleotide messenger RNA. RefSeq lists its product as uncharacterized. The transcript has a single exon. Lineage: Eukaryota; Fungi; Ascomycota; Pichiomycetes; Serinales; Metschnikowiaceae. The coding region runs from base 1 to 981 and encodes 326 amino acids. The record is from RefSeq and is a predicted model, not a curated record.